Messenger RNA from Andrographis paniculata, 6117 nucleotides. RefSeq names its product DNA-directed RNA polymerase II subunit RPB1. NCBI's taxonomy places the organism in Eukaryota, Viridiplantae, Streptophyta, Magnoliopsida, Lamiales, Acanthaceae. Gene Ontology annotation, biological process: transcription by RNA polymerase II. The coding region runs from base 224 to 5770 and encodes 1848 amino acids. The transcript is spliced from 14 exons. Gene Ontology annotation, cellular component: RNA polymerase II, core complex. Gene Ontology annotation, molecular function: DNA binding. The record is from RefSeq and is a predicted model, not a curated record.
UUACGGAGUCUCUGUCUCCUUCCUUCGAUUCGAAGGGCGAUGAACUCUGAGAGUUAAGAUUUCUCUCUGUUCUUCACAGAUUAACAACCAACUGACACUGAAAUCCAACUGACCGCUAAGAACUGAGAAAAAUCCCUAAUUUUCUUCUUCCUGCGAGUCUUUUUGCUGUCCGAAUCUCGCAAUACAUACCGCGAAACCCUAGAGUUCAGAUUCCGGUGCCGCCAUGGAUUUGCGGUUCCCCUAUUCUCCGGCGGAGGUCGCCAAAGUCCGAUUCGUACAAUUCGGGAUUCUCAGCCCGGAUGAAAUUAGACAAAUGUCCGUCGUGCAUAUCGAGCACAGCGAGACGACGGAGAGGGGCAAGCCGAAGCCUGGGGGCUUGAGCGACCCGCGGCUCGGGACGAUUGAUCGGAAAAUGAAGUGUGAAACUUGUAUGGCUAACAUGGCUGAAUGUCCCGGUCACUUUGGCCACCUGGAGCUUGCAAAACCCAUGUUUCAUAUUGGGUUUAUGAAGACUGUGCUCAGUAUUCUCCGCUCUGUUUGCUUUAAUUGCUCCAAGAUAUUGGCAGAUGAGGAGGAUCCAAAGUUCAAGCAAGCAAUGAGAAUCAGAAAUCCCAAAAACAGAUUAAAAAAGAUAUUAGAUGCCUGCAAAAACAAAUCAAAAUGUGAUGGAGGUGAUGAAAUUGAUGUUCAAAAUCAAGAUACUGAUGAACCAGUGAAGAAGUCUAGGGGUGGAUGUGGUGCGCAGCAGCCAAAAAUAUCCAUUGAUGGUAUGAAGAUGGUUGCUGAAUACAAGAUUCAAAAGAAGAAAAAUGAUGAUCAGGAGCAGAUGCCUGAGCCUGUUGAACGAAAACAAAUACUCUCAGCCGAGAAGGUUCUUAGCAUUCUGAAGAGAAUAACUGAUGAGGAUUGCCAGAGUUUGGGCUUCAACCCUAAAUAUGCACGCCCUGACUGGAUGAUUCUUCAAGCUCUUCCAAUUCCUCCUCCUCCUGUUAGACCUUCUGUCAUGAUGGAUACUUCUUCUAGGAGUGAGGAUGAUUUAACACAUCAACUUGCAAUGAUCAUUAGGCACAAUGAGAACUUGAAACGACAGGAGCGAAAUGGAGCUCCAGCACACAUUAUCUCAGAGUUUGCACAGUUGCUGCAGUUCCAUAUAGCUACAUACUUUGACAAUGAAUUGCCAGGACAGCCAAGGGCCACCCAAAGAUCUGGUAGACCAAUCAAAUCUAUCUGUAGCAGGCUUAAGGCAAAGGAAGGUCGGAUCAGAGGUAACUUGAUGGGCAAGAGAGUGGAUUUUUCGGCUCGAACUGUGAUCACACCCGAUCCAACCAUCAACAUUGAUCAACUGGGUGUACCAUGGAGUAUUGCAUUAAACCUCACAUAUCCAGAAACUGUAACACCAUAUAAUAUUGAAAGGUUGAAAGAGCUUGUAGAGAACGGACCACAUCCUCCUCCUGGUAAAACUGGUGCAAAAUACAUAAUUAGAGAUGAUGGACAGAGGCUUGAUCUCCGGUACUUGAAGAAAAGCAGUGAUCAGCAUCUUGAACUUGGAUAUAAGGUGGAGAGACACUUGAAUGAUGGAGAUUUUGUCCUGUUUAACCGACAACCAAGUCUCCAUAAAAUGUCUAUAAUGGGGCACAGAAUCAAGAUUAUGCCUUAUUCAACUUUCCGACUGAACUUAUCAGUUACAUCACCCUACAACGCUGAUUUUGACGGGGAUGAAAUGAAUAUGCAUGUUCCUCAAUCAUUUGAAACCCGUGCAGAAGUGCUCGAAUUGAUGAUGGUUCCGAAGUGCAUUGUGUCCCCUCAAUCUAAUCGACCCGUGAUGGGAAUAGUGCAGGACACACUUUUAGGAUGUCGGAAAAUUACUAAAAGAGAUACAUUUAUUGAAAAGGAUGUCUUUAUGAACAUUCUCAUGUGGUGGGAAGAUUUUGAUGGCAAAGUACCAGCUCCUGCAGUUUUGAAACCUAAACCUCUUUGGACUGGAAAGCAAGUAUUUAAUUUAAUUAUACCAAAACAAAUAAAUCUGCUGAGAUAUUCAGCUUGGCAUCAAGAAGGUGAAAAAGGAUAUAUAACUCCUGGGGAUACUCAAGUGCGCAUUGAAAAAGGGGAGUUACUUUCUGGCACUCUUUGCAAGAAAACACUUGGGACCUCCUCUGGAAGUCUCAUACAUGUUAUAUGGGAGGAGGUUGGUCCAGAUGCGGCUCGAAAGUUUUUGGGACAUACCCAAUGGCUUGUGAAUUAUUGGCUUUUGCAGAAUGCUUUUAGCAUUGGAAUUGGAGAUACUAUUGCAGAUGCUGCUACUAUGGAGAAGAUCAAUGAAACUAUUUCAAAUGCAAAGAAUCAGGUGAAAGAACUUAUUAGGGCUGCUCAAGAAAAGCAACUGGAGGCUGAACCUGGUCGAACAAUGAUGGAAUCAUUUGAAAACAGAGUGAACCAGGUGUUGAAUAAGGCUCGUGAUGACGCUGGAAGUAGUGCACAGAAGAGCUUAUCAGAAAGUAACAAUCUGAAGGCUAUGGUUACUGCAGGAUCCAAAGGAAGUUUCAUCAAUAUUUCUCAAAUGACUGCUUGUGUGGGCCAGCAAAAUGUUGAAGGAAAACGAAUUCCAUUUGGAUUUAUAGAUCGUACACUGCCACACUUCACUAAAGAUGAUUAUGGUCCUGAGAGUCGUGGGUUUGUGGAGAACUCAUACCUUCGAGGAUUGACUCCUCAAGAAUUUUUCUUCCAUGCCAUGGGUGGUAGAGAAGGUCUUAUUGAUACUGCUGUCAAAACCUCUGAGACAGGAUACAUUCAGAGGCGGCUGGUGAAGGCUAUGGAAGACAUUAUGGUUAAGUAUGAUGGAACUGUUAGAAAUUCCUUGGGUGAUGUUAUUCAGUUUCUCUAUGGGGAGGAUGGUAUGGAUGCUGUUUGGAUUGAAUCACAACCACUAGAGUCAUUGAAGCUGAAGAAAUCAGAUUUCAAUGACAUGUACAGAUAUGAGAUCGAUGAUCAGAACUGGAAUCCUAACUACAUGUUGCCUGAAGCUGUAGAAGAUCUCAAAACAAUUCGUGAAAUCCGUAGCGUGUUCGAUGCUGAGGUUCAGAAACUUGAAGGUGAUAGGUAUCAACUUGGGACAGAGAUUGCAACCACUGGUGAUAACUCUUGGCCGCUGCCAGUUAAUAUCAAGAGGCUUGUCUUGAAUGCACAGAAGACCUUUAAAGUUGAUUUCCGUAGACCUUCUGAUAUGCAUCCCAUGGAGAUUGUUGAAGCUGUUGAUAAGCUGCAAGAAAGGCUUAAGGUGGUUGUUGGAGAUGAUUAUCUGAGUAUGGAAGCUCAAAAGAAUGCUACUCUCUUCUUCAAUAUAUUACUCCGCAGUGCCUUAGCAAGCAAAAGGGUUUUGAAAGAGUAUAGACUUACCCGUGAAGCAUUUGAAUGGGUUAUUGGGGAGAUUGAAUCUCGUUUUCUGCAGUCACUUGUUGCAGCUGGUGAAAUGAUUGGAUGUGUUGCUGCGCAAUCAAUUGGUGAACCUGCCACACAGAUGACUCUUAAUACAUUUCACUAUGCUGGUGUUAGUGCUAAGAAUGUUACCUUAGGUGUGCCCAGGUUGAGGGAGAUUAUUAAUGUUGCUAAGAAAAUCAAGACGCCAUCGCUUUCUGUAUACUUGAGGCCUGAUGUAGGUAAAACUAAGGAGAGGGCCAAAAAUGUCCAGUGUGCUUUAGAAUAUACAACCUUACGGAGUGUGACAGAAGCUACUGAGGUUUGGUAUGAUCCGGAUCCCAUGAGCACUAUUAUUGAGGAAGAUGUUGAAUUUGUGAAGUCCUACUAUGAGAUGCCUGAUGAAGAGAUUGAUCCAGACAAAAUCUCUCCUUGGUUGCUUCGAAUUGAACUGAAUCGAGAAAUGAUGGUUGAUAAGAAGCUCAGCAUGGCAGAUAUUGCGGAGAAAAUCAAUCUUGAAUUUGAUGAUGAUUUGACGUGCAUCUUUAAUGAUGAUAACGCAGAGAAGCUGAUCCUUCGUAUUCGAAUCAUGAAUGAUGAAGCCCCUAAGGGUGAAUUGACCGAUGAAGCUGCUGAGGAUGAUGUUUUCCUCAAAAAGAUUGAGAGCAACAUGCUUACAGAAAUGGCUCUUCGAGGCAUUCCUGAUAUCCAUAAAGUGUUCAUAAAGAACGGGAAGCUGAACAAGUUUGAUGAGGAUGAUGGAUUCAAGGCAGAAAAUGAAUGGAUGCUGGACACGGAAGGUGUUAAUCUUUUGGCUGUCAUGUGUCACGAUGAUGUGGAUGCAACAAGGACAACAAGCAAUCACUUGAUUGAAGUUAUUGAAGUUCUUGGCAUUGAGGCAGUACGUAAAGCUCUACUUGAUGAGCUGCGUGUGGUCAUCUCUUUCGAUGGUUCUUACGUGAACUAUCGUCACUUAGCAAUAUUGUGCGAUACUAUGACAUAUCGCGGUCACUUGAUGGCUAUCACCCGGCAUGGCAUCAACCGCAACGACACUGGUCCCUUAAUGAGAUGCUCCUUUGAAGAAACAGUCGAUAUUCUGCUUGAUGCUGCAGUUUUUGCAGAAACAGAUCCUCUAAGGGGUGUCACUGAAAAUAUCAUGUUGGGUCAGCUCGCACCUAUCGGCACAGGAGACUGUGCCUUGUACCUAAAUGAAGAGAUGCUAAAACAAGCCAUUGAGAUCCCUCUUCCAAGCUACAUGGAAGGUGGUGGUCUCGAUUUUGGCAUGACUCCUGGUCGAUCACCAAUAACAGGGACCCCAUACCAUGAUGGCAUGAUGUCACCAAGCUAUUUGAUGAGCCCAAAUCUCCGUCUGUCUCCUGUCAACGAUGCUCAAUUCUCUCCAUAUGUUGGUGGCAUGGCUUUCUCCCCUACGUCAUCUCCGGGGUACAGCCCAUCUUCUCCUGGAUACAGCCCGUCUUCUCCUGGUUACAGUCCCACGUCUCCUGGUUAUAGUCCUACAUCUCCAGGGUACAGUCCAACUUCCCCUACUUACAGUCCUAGCUCUCCUGGAUAUAGCCCGACCAGUCCAGCAUACUCUCCCACCAGCCCAUCUUACUCGCCAACUUCUCCUUCCUAUAGCCCGACAUCCCCUAGCUAUAGUCCAACAUCACCUAGCUAUAGCCCAACAUCCCCGAGCUACAGCCCCACAUCCCCAAGCUAUAGUCCUACAUCUCCGGCAUAUAGCCCUACUUCUCCGGCUUACAGUCCCACAUCGCCUGCCUAUAGUCCUACCUCUCCAUCUUACAGCCCGACUUCACCUUCUUACAGUCCAACUUCUCCUUCCUACAGCCCUACUUCCCCAUCCUACAGCCCUACGUCCCCAUCUUACAGCCCUACUUCUCCAUCAUAUAGCCCCACAUCACCUGCAUAUAGUCCUACUUCUCCCGGAUAUAGUCCCACCUCUCCAAGUUACAGCCCUACAUCUCCGACCUAUAGCCCUACCUCUCCCAGUUACAACCCAUCGGCACGAUACAGCCCAUCUCUUGCCUAUUCACCAACAAGUCCAAAGAUCUCCCCGUCGAGUCCUUACAGCCCCUCCUCUCCAACUUACAGCCCCACAUCACCCAAUUAUUCGCCAACAUCUCCAACGUAUUCUCCGUCUGGUCCCAGUUACAGCCCAAGCAGCCCAUAUAAUCCUGGCACGAGCCCAAAUUACAGUCCUAACUCUCCAGAGUACAGUCCAAGUGCUGGAUACUCCCCAAGUGCGCCAGGAUACUCUCCGUCCUCCACCAGCCAAUACACACCCAGAACAAAUGAAAGAGACGACAAGAGUGUUAAGAAUGAAAAGGGCAAUAAUUGAGAGUGUUGUUGGAAUUUAAAUGUCAAAAACUGAUAUAAACAACUGCAUGUUUUGAUCCUGGGAUUGCUCAGGACUGACUGUUUGAAAGUGCCUUAUACAUGUAUGAUGUUGUGUCGAUGUCAAUGGUGGGUUUUAGGUUGUUUGUAAUGUCAAUUGUUGGACUGUAACUGUUGAAUUUAUGCGCGAUUUCUUGCUCAAAACUAUAAAGAAGUUGUGCCCAAUGUCGAUUGUCUUAGAGAGAGCUGUGGGUUGCUUUUAAUCCAUGUUUUUUAUGCCUUUCUAUUGCGUUGCUUUGUGCAUGUAAUGUAAUAUACUGUGAAAGCUAAAUAGCAUUGUUUUGAUGUUUA